Molecule: messenger RNA, 1335 nt
Organism: Cygnus atratus (black swan)
Lineage: Eukaryota; Metazoa; Chordata; Aves; Anseriformes; Anatidae
Gene: CCKBR
Product: cholecystokinin B receptor
Exons: 5
Coding region: 1-1335 (444 amino acids)
Biological process (GO): phospholipase C-activating G protein-coupled receptor signaling pathway
Cellular component (GO): plasma membrane
Molecular function (GO): cholecystokinin receptor activity; gastrin receptor activity
Source: RefSeq, a predicted model, not a curated record
AUGGACCCGCGGCGCCUCAACGAGUCCCUGCAGGAGCUGCUCUGCCGCCCCGGGAACGGCACCGGCACCGGCACGGACACCGGCACCGGCUCCGGCUCCGGCUCCGGCUCCGGCUGGAACAGCUCCGCCUGCGACCUCCUCCGCAGGGGCCUCCGCGGGCCCCCGGCGCCCAAAGACCUGGACCUGACAGUGCGCGUCCUGCUGUACGCGCUGAUCUUUGUGCUGAGCAUCUGCGGGAACGCCCUGGUCGUGGCCGUGCUGCUCCUGAACCGCCGCCUGCGCACCGUCACCAACUCGUUCCUGCUGUCCCUGGCACUCAGUGACCUGAUGCUGGCACUCUGCUGCAUGCCCUUCACUCUCGUCCCCAACCUCAUGGGCACCUUCAUCUUCGGGGAGGCUGUCUGCAAGCUCAUGGCCUACCUCAUGGGCGUCUCCGUGUCAGUCUCCACCUUCAGCCUGGUGGCCAUCGCCAUCGAGCGGUACAGCGCCAUCUGCAACCCACUGCAAUCCCGCGUGUGGCAGACGCGCUCGCACGCCUGCCGGGUCAUCGCCAGCACCUGGCUCUUCUCGGCGCUGCUCAUGCUGCCCUACGCCAUCUACAGCACCACGCGGGCCGUGCCCGCCCGCGGCGCCCGCCCAGCCCUCAGCCAGUGCACGCACGACUGGCCCAGCGAGCACGUCCGGCAGGCCUGGUAUGUUCUGCUGCUUCUCAUCCUCUUCUUCAUCCCUGGAGUGGUGAUGAUCGUGGCUUACGGGCUCAUCUCUCGUGAGCUCUAUCGAGGGAUCCGUUUUGAGUUGGACAUCAAGGGGGAGGCUGCAGCCCAGCGCAAUGGCAGCGCGGAGCUGGCACCUGCCUGCGAUGAGGGGGAUGGCUGCUACCUGCAGCUCUCCCGGCCAGGCGGCGCGCUGGAGCUGCGUGCUCUGGGCACAGCGGGCGCACAGCAGGACCGGGCACGCAUCAACAGUUCAGAGGCAAAGCUGGUGGCCAAGCGGCGUGUGAUCCGCAUGCUGGUGGUCAUCGUGGCCAUGUUCUUCCUCUGCUGGCUGCCCAUCUUCACUGCCAACACCUGGCGUGCCUUUGCACCGCGGGCAGCCCAGCGCGCGCUCUCGGGGACACCCAUCUCCUUCAUCCACCUCCUCUCCUACACCUCCGCCUGUGCCAACCCCCUCAUCUACUGCUUCAUGAACCGCCGCUUCCGCAAGGCCUUCCUGGGCACUUGCACCGGCUGCCGCCACGCCUGCCCACGCCGCCCGCUCGAUGAGGACGUGGCCAACGUCAACGCCUCGCUCUCCAAGUUCAGCUACACCACUGUCAGCAGCCUCGGGCCCCCCUGA